AUGACAAGCGUCGACGAGGUCAAGAGCUUGCAGAACGGUCUAUUGGCAGGAGACUCGGCCAAGGACGCAAAGAACCCAAGCUUGCAUCGUCUGCACGAGGACGCAAAAGAGAUGUCGACGAUUCAUUCUUAUCAUGAAACCGUGUCGCCUCAAAGCACGCUUAAACAAGAGGAAAUUGCAGCAAAUUUCAGCACCCACCUUGUCGACGACGCCGAGUUGACGCGGCCUUUUCCCGUGCCAGAGUGGCACUCGACACAGCUGGAUAACUCUGUGAUGCAACUAGGCUCGCCCAUACACGAACACGACAGUCAGUUUAAAAACAACAACACCGACAAGACGGAGGAAGAAGAAGAAGAAGGAGAAGAAGUCGAACAAGAACCAAACUCGCGCUACGACUCGUCCCGGCUGCUCGCUGACAAUGUCAAUGACAUUGCCCACAACAUGCCUCCUCGCAUGCCGGGCACGUUCAACGUGAAUGGGUUGACGAGCUUGGAAGACGAAGUCGAGUACAAUAAGCUGAUUGAGAGCAUAAACAGAACCAAGCUGAGAAACUCGGAGCGGGCCCACGCAGAGAGUCCCUUGACUUUUGAAGAAGACGUUGGUGCUGCGGAUCUUGGUGAUGUCGAUGCCAUUCGCGAGAUUGGAGAAAACUCAAAUCACUCGGCGAAUGCUCCACCAUCUUUUGCAGAGCCCUCUGAGCAAGAAGCAUCAGCUGCUGCUGCUGCUGCUGCAGAAGGAGUCUCUAAUAACAAAGGGGCUACAAGUGGAUUUGAGACGCUGUCGCUUAACGAGUCCUCCUCCUGUCUGACCCCUUCGAGACCCGCACAUGACCAAUCGAGAGAAUCCAGACAAUCAAGUUCCAAUUUGAGCAAUUACCAUCUAAGCACAAACCCAAACUCGUCGAGGAUAUCGCAAUUGUCAAACUUUAGGUCAAUGUUGGACCCUGGUUUGCAAGCGCAGGGCUCCACCGCAGUGGACUUGGACCACUACCUCAAAACGAAUGACGAAUUCGAUGAUGACUCGUCGAGUCUAAUAGCAAGCUCGCCAAACGCACUGAGAAGUAAUAUUUUGCAAAAGAUUCCAAGUGUUGGAGAUGGAAAUGGAAAUGAAAAUGGAAAUGAAAAUGGAAAUGAAAAUGGAAAUGAAAAUGGACACGGGAUUGGAAAUGGAAUUGGAAAUGGAAGUGGAUAUGAAAUAGCUGACAGUACGCAACAGUCGUAUCCCAAGACAGUCUCCACUGCCAACACCGCUACUCAGCUGCAGUUCAAUCAGACUCCUUCUGUGGACUCUGACAUACCGCUUCGCAACGACAGAAGCUUUUCGAGCACUUCCACCGUGAUUAGGAGCGCAAGACCAGCUGCUCCAACUUCAAACACCUUGUCCUAUCACAACCGCACCGAGGCCAUCCCUCCUGUUGUACCGCAAACUCAACCGAGAGAAAGCCCUGAAAAGUCUGCGUUUUCUUCUUCAUCAACCUUGAUAAGCUCGGGAGGAGUUGCAAGAAGCGGCUCCUUGGCGAGAGACAAUUUGUCAAUGGGUCUCAACCUGCCUUCUCCCUCGUCAAAGAAUGGCAAAAAGAAAAAGAAUUCGAAAAAAGUGCGCCAUGUAUUCUCGUCCAUGUUUGGUAAGUCGCGGCAAUCGCAAGCGGGGCCCCUGUCACCAGAGAUCAAUAUGAAAAUCAGUACUCCGUUCAACGCCAAGCACUUGGCUCAUGUCGGCGUGGACGAUGACGGCUCAUACACGGGUUUGCCUCCUGAGUGGGAAAAAUUGUUAGCAGCAAGCGGUAUCACCAAGACUGAGCAGCAGCAGCAUCCGCAAGCAGUAAUGGACAUCGUUGCAUUUUACCAGGAUACAAACAAGAACCCCGAUGACAAUGCGUUCAAAAAAUUCCAAUUCAAUGAUAGCAAGAGCAGCUCGAGCUGGUCGAUCAAUAAUGGCAGCACCUCUCCUGCUACUCCAAGCGAAGCAUUUGGAAGUCGCGCACUGAGUUCUUCUUUGCUCGACAAGACCUCGGACGAUACCGUUCUUCCUCAAUCGUCGACUGGACCUUCAGACGAUGCAAUUGCUUCUACAUCGGACGAGCUUGAACGAGAUUAUCAACGAGAACAUCAACAUCAACAUCAACAUGAGCAAGAACAUGAACAUGAACAUGAACAUGAAAAUAAACAAGUGCCGCAAUCACAGCCGCCAGAGACGCCAACUUCUCAGUACGAGCAUCAGUUCAUUCCAAGUCGGCCCGCACCAAGACCACCUCCGACUCCAUCUUCUUCCUCGUACAUCCCGGUACAGACUCCGCCUUCGCAGGAUAACAAAACAGCUUCAUACUUGCAGCACGAUCUGAGAAGACCGCUGGUGGACGUGUCGCCAAGCAAAGUCAAUAACCGUUCGCUUUCAUCAAAGUCCUUAAAGACCCUCAAGUUUCGCGGAAGCGGAAUAGUGGAAAAGUUUACCAAUAUUUCGUCGCCGCCGCCACCGCCUCCACUUGCGUCGUCGUCGUUGUCGUCGAUUCCCAAAUCCAAGUCUCACUCGGCAUCAUUAUCCAAUCAGCUCAAGCACGCUGUACCUGCUCCGAUAUCUGGACCCACCACUGCUCCAAUCACACCAAGUGCCAAAUUCGAAGGCGGUAAUGUGUUGCCCAAGCAGCGGAAACACGAGUUUACAUCACACAGAGCACCUCCUCCGCCUCCAGUGCCAGUUAGCGACCAGCAGCGCGCACCUCCAAGAGGCGACUUGAAAGAGCUGCAUCCGGGUUCUCUGGUUAACGUUUAUGAAGUGCAGCAGAACAAAUACCAAGAGGCUCAGCAAAGGCUUCGAGAUCAAAAGGCAAGGGAGCUUGCUGAAAUUCAGAGGAAACAGCAAGCAAGGAAAUUACAGCAAGAAGCACAGCAACAGCAGCAACAGCAACAGCAGCAAUCUAGCCAUCAUCAUCAUCAACAACAGCCUCCUGCUACUCCCCAGGUUCCAGAAAACCCGCAUCGAGCUCCACAAGUUCCAUUAAACGGCGCAGUUGCCACCCCACCUCCCCAGAAAUCGGGACAAGGCCCCGUUCGUGACGCCAAGCAAGCAGCACUUUUAGCACAGAAAAAGAGAGAAGACAAAAAGCGCAAGAACCAGCAGAUUAUCGCCAAAUUGCAGAGCAUCUGUACCGCAGGAAACCCCAACGAAUUGUACACGGAUUUGGUCAAGAUUGGACAAGGUGCCUCUGGUGGUGUGUUUAUCGCGCGUGAUGUUCAAAACAGGAACCGCACCGUGGCAAUUAAGCAAAUGAACCUCGAACAGCAGCCAAAGAAGGAGCUCAUCAUCAAUGAGAUUCUCGUGAUGAAAGGCAGCAAGCACCCCAAUAUCGUCAACUACAUUGACUCGUUUCUUCUCAAGGGCGACUUGUGGGUAGUAAUGGAGUACAUGGAAGGUGGCUCCUUGACGGAAAUCGUCACCCACAGUGUCAUGACCGAAGGCCAGAUUGGUGCCGUUUGUCGAGAAACUUUGAAAGGACUCAAGUUUUUGCACUCGAAAGGUGUCAUUCACAGAGACAUCAAGUCGGACAAUAUCUUGUUGGACAUCAACGGCAAGAUCAAAAUGACCGAUUUCGGAUUCUGUGCGCAAAUCAACGAAAUCAACCUCAAGCGUACAACAAUGGUGGGCACCCCUUACUGGAUGGCGCCCGAAGUCGUUUCCCGGAAAGAGUAUGGCUCAAAAGUGGACAUUUGGUCUUUGGGGAUCAUGAUGAUCGAGAUGAUAGAAGGCGAACCUCCCUAUUUGAACGAGACUCCCUUGCGUGCCUUGUAUUUGAUUGCCACCAACGGAACGCCUUCUUUGAAAGAACCCGAGGCACUAAGCUACGACAUAAGGAAAUUCUUAUCGUGGUGUUUGCAAGUUGACUCGACCAAGAGAGCCAAUGCCGACGAGUUGCUUCUGGAUAAAUUCGUUUUGGAGAGUGACGACGUUAGUAGUCUAAGUCCCUUGGUAAAAACUGCCAGAAUGAAAAAGGCUAUGGAUGAAGAAUAA
Molecule: messenger RNA, 4005 nt
Organism: Lodderomyces beijingensis
Lineage: Eukaryota; Fungi; Ascomycota; Pichiomycetes; Serinales; Debaryomycetaceae
Source: the annotation of a GenBank genome assembly